Molecule: messenger RNA, 3328 nt
Organism: Myxocyprinus asiaticus (Chinese sucker)
Lineage: Eukaryota; Metazoa; Chordata; Actinopteri; Cypriniformes; Catostomidae
Product: sorting nexin-14
Exons: 31
Coding region: 166-3021 (951 amino acids)
Biological process (GO): autophagosome maturation
Cellular component (GO): late endosome
Molecular function (GO): phosphatidylinositol-3,5-bisphosphate binding
Source: RefSeq, a predicted model, not a curated record
GCAGUUGUCAUAAUAAACCCGGUAGGGAAGUGUCUGAGCUCUAAUGAUUAGUAAUUUAAUCAUGUGAAUCAUUCAGCAGAUGAUCAAUACAUGAUUGUGGAGCUGUGUUCACAUGUCUAUUGAGUUCAUAUCUGACCUGCGAUCAUCAUCUGUCAGUCAGGUAUAAUGUCGGACUCAUUUGUGGGCUCUGUGAGGAGGGGUCUGCGCUUGGAUGCGUUUAAGGAUGUUGCUCGUCAGUAUCCUGUUAUCUUCUGUAUCUUCACAUUCAUGAUCUCCUCCACCAUCAUACUCAACCAAUAUCUCCAUAUUCUGAUGAUAUUCUGGUCGUUUCUGGCUGGAGUGAUCACGUUCUACUGCUCAUUCAGUCCUGAAUAUCUGCUGCCUAAUAUUCUCAUCUCUAUAAGGACCAAGAGGAAGGCAGAGGAGCAGCAGGUGUUAUUACCACUGUUUCACAGCUGUGCGGUAUGCGGCAAACACCAGUGCAAACGUCACAGACCUACACUUCUCCUAGAGAACUAUCAGCCAUGGCUGGACCUAAAAGUGCCGUCCAAAGUGGAUGCCAGUAUUUCAGAGGUUUUGGAGUUAGUUCUAGAGAACUUUGUGUAUCCGUGGUACAGAGAUAUUACAGAUGAUGAGGCGUGUGUGAAUGAAUUGAGACAGACGAUUCGUUUCUUUGCUGCAGUUCUGGUUCACAGAGCACAAAAGGUGGAUGUUCCUUCACUUGUGAUGGGUAAAAUGCUGAAAGCUGCUAUGAAGCACAUUGAGUUCAUUGCUAAAGCACAGCAGAAAGUGAAGGAUGCAGAAGGUCUUGAGCAGGCAGCACUGGUGGAGUAUGGUGCAGAUCUGCAUGUAGCUCUGCGCAGCCGUAAAGAUGAGCUGCAAUACUUGAGGAAACUCACAGAGCUGCUGUUUCCGUAUGUCAUGCCUCCUAAAGCGACAGACUGCAGAUCUUUGGCUCUGCUGAUUCGAGAGGUCAUGACAGGUUCUGUGUUUCUCCCAAUCAUGGACUUCAUGGCCGACCCUGACACAGUGAAUCACAUGGUGCUCAUCUUUAUUGAUAAAACUCCACCUGAGCAGUUGAUGGACCCCCCGUCUACACUGGUGCCGUUCCUGCAGAAGUUUGCAGACCCUCGCAACAAGAAAACCUCUGUGUUGAAGUUGGAUUUGAAGGUGAUCAGGGAAGAGCAGGAUCUGUUAUUUCGCUUCAUGAGUUUUCUGAAGGAGGAAGGAGCUGUACAUGUGCUGCAGUUCUGCCUGACUGUGGAGGAGUUUAAUGACAGGAUCUUGUGUCCUGACUUGAGUGACUCUGAGAUGCAACGUCUCCAUGAAGAGGUACAGAAGAUCUAUCAGAUGUACUGUCUGGAGGAGAGCAUCGACAAGAUCAGCUUUGACUCCUUCAUCAUAGACGAGAUACACAACAUCGCUCAGGGGCCGUAUACAGAUGUGGUGAAGCUGCAGACCAUGCGCUGUCUGUUUGAGGCAUAUGAACAUGUGCUGUCUCUACUUGAGAACGUCUUCACACCCAUGUUCUGCCACAGUGAUGAGUAUUUUAGACACCUUCUGUGGGGCGCUGAGUCUCCAGCAAGAAACUCAAAGUUAAACAGGAAUUUGAGUUUGGAUGAUUUAAGUAUGCACCCUGUCAUCGCUGUUUGUAUGUUGUGUAAAAUGAAUACGUCGAAGCGUGGCGAGUCGUUUGGAAUCAGCCGCAUCGGCAGCAAGAUAAAGGGAGUGUUUAAGAGCAGUACGAUGGAAGGUGCACUGCUGCCACAAUACGCCAUGAUUGAUGGAGAAGACGACACGGUUGAGGAGGCAGUGAUGGUUUUUGAAGAUGACUCUCCAGGGCCUGUGGAGGUUGUGGGUACUCCAGGAACAUUGCGAAACCUCUCUGCCUGGACCAUAUCCAUCCCUUAUGUGGAUCUCUAUGAUGACGACAUGAAGAAAGAACGCAUUCCAGUCUUCUGUAUCGAUGUGGAGCGCCAUGAUAGAAAGAACGUGGGACAUGAGACUGAGACCUGGACUGUUUAUAGAAGAUACCUGGAGUUUUACGUGUUGGAGUCCAAACUCACAGAAUUUCAUGGCCCAUUCCAGGAUACCCAACUUCCUUCUAAAAGAAUUAUUGGACCAAAGAAUUAUGAGUUCUUGUCCUCCAAACGAGGUGAAUUUGAGGAAUAUUUACAGAAACUGCUUCAUCACCCUGAGUUGAUUAACAGUCAGCUGCUGGCAGACUUCCUCUCACCUCAUAGUAUAGAGUCACAGUUCCAGGAUAAAAGGCUGCCAGAUGUAAACUUGGGGAAGAUAUUCAAGUCUGUACCUGGAAAACUUAUGAAAGAGAAAGGGCAGAACCUGGAGCCAUUUAUCCAGUCAUUCUUCAGCUCCUGUGAAUCCCCCAAACCCAAACCCAGCAGACCUGAACUCACCAUCCUCAGCCCUACCACAGAAAAUAACAAGAAGCUGUUUAAUGAGCUGUACAGGAACAAUGCCAAUCUACAUGAAGGUGUAGAGAGGAAGCACAACCAGAACUAUUUCAUGGAGCUCAUGGAGGUUGAUGGAGUUUAUGACUACAUGAUGUACAUAGGUCGAGUGGUGUUCCACAUGCCUGACUGGCUACAUCACAUCCUGAGUGGAGGUCGUAUACUCUUGAAGAGGACUCUAGAGGCGUAUGUAGGACACUAUUUCCAGUGCAAACUAGAUCAGAUCAUGCAAGAACAUCGCCUGGUCUCCCUCAUCACACUGCUGAGAGAUGCAGUGUUCUGUGAGAGUACAGAAGAACGGUCUCCUGAAGACAAACAAAGACGAGCCAAACACACCUUUGAAGAGAUGAUGAAUUACCUUCCAGAUCUAGUGGGGAAAUGUAUCGGUGAAGAAGCAAAGUAUGAGGGCAUCAAGAUGCUUUUCAAUGCCAUUCAGCAGCCCCUCCUCAACAAACAAAUGACGUAUGUAUUGCUUGACAUUGCUGUUCAGGAGCUUUUUCCAGAGCUCAACAAGAAUCAGAAGGCUUGUCUUUCCACAAGAUGGAUGUGAAACUUUAUCUAUCAGAUGCCGAAGAGUCAACAACAUAUCAACAUCAAAUAUUUUUUAUUACACUAUUCAAAUACAGUUAUUUAUUCACUCUAAUGAGGUGAAUCUAACCAUUUGUUUUAACCGUGCCUUAACUGUAACAGAAUCAUGAUAUUAUAACAUCAGAAAAACACACAAGACAUUUAUCAGUAUAACAUCCUUUAUAACAGAUUUAAACAUUUCCAGCUUCCCCUCAGACAAUUAAACAGAUACAACAAACAGAGACAAAUAUAUAUAUAUAUAUAUAUAUAUAUAUAUAUAUAUAUAUAUA